This is a messenger RNA of Brassica oleracea var. oleracea, 2341 nucleotides long. RefSeq names its product dihydrolipoyllysine-residue acetyltransferase component 1 of pyruvate dehydrogenase complex, mitochondrial. Gene Ontology annotation, cellular component: pyruvate dehydrogenase complex; mitochondrion. Gene Ontology annotation, molecular function: acyltransferase activity. The transcript has 23 exons. The record is from RefSeq and is a predicted model, not a curated record. Gene Ontology annotation, biological process: pyruvate decarboxylation to acetyl-CoA. NCBI's taxonomy places the organism in Eukaryota, Viridiplantae, Streptophyta, Magnoliopsida, Brassicales, Brassicaceae. Bases 168 to 2093 code for a protein of 641 amino acids.
CUGAACACUUUCGGGACGAGAGGAUCUCUCGUUCAUGCCACCAUCAUCGCUGGCGAAUGCGAUCUGACCAACAAAACCAAAGUUUUUCGAUUUCAUCGCCUCUCUCUCUCAUUUCGUGAUUCCCCAAACCCUCCUCCACCCUCCGCCUCUUCUCUCGAAUUGCCGUCAUGGUGCUUCCGCUCCUCCGGCGCGCAGCGAUCGCCCGCACUUCUUCGCUUCUCAGAGCUCGUCUUCUCGCUCCCGCCUCCGGAUUCCACACUCGCUUUUCUAAUGGACUAUGCCACUCGGACGACAAGAUUAGUAGCAGUCAUGGUGCUAGUUUCAGGUCUGCCUCGAUAGACAUGAUUACAAGAAUGGAUAAUAGUCAUCCAACUUCCAUUCUGCGUUUUGGCAUGCGGAACUUUUCAUCAUCAGGAACCACACCACAGACAGUUCUUACAAUGCCAGCCUUGUCUCCUACAAUGAGUCAUGGUAAUAUUGCAAAAUGGUUGAAGAAAGAAGGCGAUAAGGUAGAGGUGGGCGAUGUACUAUGUGAGAUAGAGACAGACAAAGCCACUGUAGAACUCGAGAGUCAAGAAGAAGGAUUUCUGGCCAAGAUUGUAGUAACUGAAGGAUCAAAGGAUAUUCCCGUUAAUGCACCAAUUGCAAUAAUGGUUGAGGAGGAAGAUGAUAUUCAAAAUGUUUCUGCUGUAGAAGGUGGACAAGUUGGUAAAGAGGAAACCUCAGCUCAUCAAGAGAAGAAAUCUGAAGAAAGCACACAACAAAGAGAUUCCAUUCAGCCUGAUGCAUCAGAUCUUCCCCCACAUGUUGUCUUAGAAAUGCCAGCACUUUCUCCCACAAUGAACCAAGGUAACAUUGCCAAAUGGUGGAAAAAAGAGGGUGACAAGAUUGAAGUAGGUGAUGUCAUAGGUGAGAUCGAGACUGACAAAGCUACUCUGGAAUUUGAAAGCCUUGAAGAAGGGUACUUAGCUAAGAUUCUAAUUCCUGAAGGUUCCAAGGAUGUUGCUGUCGGAAAGCCGAUUGCACUUAUAGUUGAAGAUGCUGAAAGCAUUGAAGCCAUCAAGUCUUCUUCCGCAGGUGGUUCUGAGGCUGUUACUGAAAAACAAGCCCCUCAAAGUGUUGUAGAUAAAUCCGGAGGGAAGAAAGCAGGCUUCACAAAGAUCAGUCCAGCAGCAAAGCUAUUGAUUUUAGAACAUGGAUUGGAGGCAUCAUCAAUUGAGGCCUCGGGUCCCUACGGUACAUUACUGAAAUCGGACGUUGUUGCCGCAAUUGCUUCUGGAAAAACAUCUAAAAAAUCAGUGUCUACGGAGAAGAAACAGCCAUCAAAGGAGAACAUAUCUAAAUCCUCUUCCGUAUCGCGGCCUGAAUCAAAGUCUUCAGUGACACCGUCAAAUGAUUAUGAAGAUUUUCCCAAUAGUCAAAUUCGCAAGAUCAUAGCUAAACGUUUAUUGGAAUCAAAACAGAAAAUACCCCAUUUGUAUUUAUCAUCAGAUGUUGUAUUGGAUCCUCUUCUUGCAUUUAGAAAAGAACUUCAAGAAAACCAUGGUGUUAAAGUGUCGGUCAAUGACAUAGUUAUCAAAGCAGUGGCAGUCGCACUGAGGAAUGUACGACAAGCUAAUGCUUUCUGGGAUGCUGAAAAAGGAGAAAUUGUUUUGUGUGAGGAUGUUGACAUAUCAAUUGCAGUUGCAACUGAGAAGGGCUUAAUGACUCCAAUUAUCAGAAAUGCAGACCAGAAAUCUAUUUCUGCUAUUUCCUCAGAGGUUAAGGAGCUGGCACAAAAGGCGCGAUCCGGAAAGCUUGCUCCUCAUGAGUUUCAAGGAGGGACAUUUAGCAUUUCAAACCUCGGAAUGUAUCCUGUGGACCAAUUCUGUGCAAUCAUUAACCCCCCUCAGGCUGGAAUUCUAGCAGUUGGUAGAGGAAAUAAAGUUGUGGAGGCAAUUCUUGGAAUAGAUGGAACUGAGAAGCCUUCGGUUGUAACAAAAAUGAAUGUGACGCUAUCCGCUGAUCAUCGGAUCUUUGAUGGACAAGUUGGAGCUUCGUUUCUGUCUGAACUGCGUUCGAACUUUGAGGAUGUUCGAAGACUUCUCCUUUGAGAAAGAAGCUGUUCAACAAAUGAACCCUUGGAUGAUUACUGCAUAAUAAACCUUGGACCCACGUACACAUCCAGAACCAUAACUGUUGGUCAACAGUACAAGCUCUGAAUCACUUGUUUCAUUUUUUACUCUUUGGUUUCUGACUACCAAAAAUUUGGUUUCGGUUUACAUUUCUUCUCAUAGAUUUGUAUCUUCUUGAGGUAUUAUUGUUUGCCCGGUCCUCUGAAAAAUAAAUAAUUUCAGCUGUC